This is a messenger RNA of Auxenochlorella protothecoides, 549 nucleotides long. Its product is annotated as Vacuolar protein sorting-associated protein 24-like protein 1. The transcript has 6 exons. The coding region runs from base 1 to 549 and encodes 182 amino acids. Gene Ontology annotation, cellular component: multivesicular body; ESCRT III complex. The record is from RefSeq and is a predicted model, not a curated record. Lineage: Eukaryota; Viridiplantae; Chlorophyta; Trebouxiophyceae; Chlorellales; Chlorellaceae. Gene Ontology annotation, biological process: endosome transport via multivesicular body sorting pathway; protein transport; late endosome to vacuole transport.
AUGCUCGGACAGAAGAGCUGGAAUCCCUUCAAGAAAGAGGAUCCCAAGCAGCUGGUGCGGACAUGGCAGUCCACCAUCCGCAAGGAGAUUCGUGGCAUCGACCGGCAAAUAUUGGACAUGCAGCGGGAACAGCGGGGUGCGGUGAAGCUCAUCAAGGAUGCUGCCAAGCGAGGGGAUGUCACCUCAGCCAAGAUCAUUGCCAAGGAGGUGGUGACCAUCCGACGGACUGUGGGAAAGCUGGCCGUUAACAAGGCCACCAUGAUCUCGCUUUCCACCCAGUUGUCUGAGCAACUCGCCAUGGCCAGCGUAGCUGGCACCCUGAGCAAGAGCUCCGAGGUCAUGAAGCUGGUGAACAGCCUGACCAAGAUCCCCCAGAUGCAGGCCACCAUGCGCGAAAUGUCCAAGGAGAUGUAUAAGGCUGGUGUGCUGGAGGAGCUGGUGGCGGACACCAUGGACUCCGCCAUGGACGAGGAGGGGCUGGAGGAGGAAAGCGCGGAGGCGGUGGACAAGGACGACCUGGCCUCGCGCCUGGCGGCCAUGCGCUCCUGA